Penicillium egyptiacum is the source of this 645-nucleotide messenger RNA. NCBI's taxonomy places the organism in Eukaryota, Fungi, Ascomycota, Eurotiomycetes, Eurotiales, Aspergillaceae. The record is from the annotation of a GenBank genome assembly.
AUGGACCAACACACGACGGUGGUUGAGACCUGUACCUGGCUAUUCCCGUGCGCUCGUCCAUCUCGAGCUUUGGGACUGCACCUUUUGACUCCCUUAACCUCCGAAGGCUCCUCAGAAACUCCCAAAUUGGAAACCUUCAUCUACCAACGCGGUUGGACGAAGAGAAAGGACUGGGUCCUGAAAGCCUCGGACCUGAGCCAAGCACUUCAAUACACAUCUCAGACCCUGACCUCUCUUGAACUAUCCUUCAGUCGAAGUGAUCGAAGGAUACACGAGGACCUGUAUCUUCAGCCUCUCAACCUCACGGAUCUUGUUAAUUUGAAGAGACUACGAAUAUCGGGCGGGUAUCUUGUCCAGAGUGAAGGAAAAUUGGAAUUACUUGAAGGUAGUUACUGGCGGCUAUAUGACCCGGAGGGAGCAUUCAACAGCUCGCUGCCUUUCCACAAGCUGCUUCCCAAAUCACUUGAGGAGCUGCACGUCUUCCAAAUCCACGAUGGUCUCGAGUUCAUACUCGUGUGUGAUAAGUUAUGCCAAAGUCUCCGAAGCAGAACAGUGCCCAAUUCAUCGGAGCCUCACCAAUUCCAACACCUCAACGAGAUCAUAAUUGAGGCCCCGUCGAGGACAAAGAUGUGCGUUCUUAUUUGA